AUGUUUUCCUAUGUUCUGUACGUUAUAUCCAAUAAACGUAAUGCUACGUCUCAUUCGAGAGGCAAAACCCUAACCCAGAACAAGCUUAAGAGAAAUGGAAUCGUCGGUACGAUUGACAACACCCCUCUCAUUCGGAUUACUAGUCUUUCCGAUAUUCUUGCGAAAGCGAAUUUUUUGAAUCCUGGUGGAAGUGUUAAAGACAGAGUCGUUGUUAAAAUAAUUAAAGAGAAUUACAGUUUCAUUGAUGAGUAUUAUGGACCUAACGACAUUGAUAUUUGUGGGAAUACCAUAAGGAACAAUGGAUUUAUUCAAGAUUCAGUGAGGCAUGUUGUUUUGAAAUCUGUGACUGAUGCGUUGACUAAUGUUGACUACUUUGCAAGAGAAUUUACAAUUUCGGGGACAGGAAAUGAGUCAUUUUAUGUUAUGGCAAACUACAGAGCUCAUUAUGAAGGAACCGGGCUUGAGAUAUGGGAGAGACAGGAUACAAAUUACAUGCUUUUGUUGCAGCUGUAG
Molecule: messenger RNA, 513 nt
Organism: Lactuca saligna
Lineage: Eukaryota; Viridiplantae; Streptophyta; Magnoliopsida; Asterales; Asteraceae
Source: the annotation of a GenBank genome assembly